AUGUCCGGAAAUACUCUUGGAGGAGGCGCGGCAGAGCCCAUGCCUGAAGGCUGGGGUAGCAACUCUAAUCGCCCACGCGUCGGUCGUGUCGGAGACUGGAACAACGCUGGUGGCUCCGGCUCAAACUCCAGGUCUGGAAGCGGUGCACGUAUUGCUACAUUCAGAGAUCUUGUAUCUGGCGGCGGCGGAGGCCCUGCUGGUCCCCCUCCUCCUCAUUCGCACGAUGACGACGAUGACGAGGAAGAUGAACGUCGCCCAGAAGAAUAUUUCGCCGGUGGCGAGCGCAGUGGUGUUGCGAUCACGAACCCAGAUCAGGGUGGUGGUCCGGGAGGCUUGGUGCGCAACUUGCUCGAGCAAGCACAACGCGGCGGCGUGUACAACCCACCCGAGCCUCGUGGUCCACAAUACUUCUCUGGCGGUGGGCAUGCACUUGGCUCCGAUGAAGUUGAGAGUCGAUACAUUCCCGAUCCGAAUGCCUCCGAGGAGCCCGAAGAAGAGGAGGCCGUGCGCCACUUGCACCUGUGGCGCGAAGGCUUCAGCGUCGAGGAUGGCCCGCUGAUGCGCUAUGACGACCCCGAAAACCAGCAUAUCCUCGAGCAGAUCCACGCUGGACGCGCUCCGCCUUCUAUCAUGAACGUGCGCUACAACCAACCAGUCCAGCUCGUGAUCGCAAAGCGCACGAACGAGGAUUACCAACCUCCCCAGCGCACAGGUCCUGCUGCGCACUUCUCAGGAUCCGGCAACCGUCUCGGUGCACCUGCACCAGAUGUAGCGUCUUCGUCAGCUCCGAUGCCGGGUUCUUUCCCUGGCUCGAGCUCAAGCCCGCCUGCGACUCGCGAGCCGGAGAGCAUGAACACUCGCUUUGAAGUCGAUCAGUCAAAACCUACGACAAGUGUACAGGUUCGACUGGCGGAUGGUACGCGGAUCGUGGCGCGCGUCAACCUCACCCACACCGUCGGCGACUUGCGCAACUUCAUCAAUGCCAGCCGCCCGGGCAUGACUGCACGCGCAUACACUAUCGGCACGACGUUCCCCAACCGCACACUCGAAGACGAUAAGCAGAGUAUCGAGGCUGCGGGGCUGAAGAAUAGUGUCGUUGUGCAACGCUGGGCGGACGCGUGA
This is a messenger RNA of Peniophora sp. CBMAI 1063, 1122 nucleotides long. NCBI's taxonomy places the organism in Eukaryota, Fungi, Basidiomycota, Agaricomycetes, Russulales, Peniophoraceae. The record is from the annotation of a GenBank genome assembly.